GGUGCAGUCAGACUGGCACCCGGGUCGCGGACUCCCUUGGCGUGGAGGUUGGGGUGUACCGUUGAAUAACCAAUUCGACUCCAGAAAAAAUAUGAAGCCUAUCUACUCUCUCACUGCACUUGCAGCUACCGUCCUAUCGACCGUCAAAGCACAACAGUCAAACUACGGACAAUGUGGUGGUAUUGGUUGGACAGGUACAUGUCUCGUCGAGGCCGCUGAGUUCAAGAGUGCUUAUUUCUUUCAAUAG
Messenger RNA from Acaulospora colombiana, 247 nucleotides. NCBI's taxonomy places the organism in Eukaryota, Fungi, Glomeromycota, Glomeromycetes, Diversisporales, Acaulosporaceae. The record is from the annotation of a GenBank genome assembly.